CCUGCCAUGCCUUGGAGGACCACCUGUCAGGACUUUUAUUCUUGUUCCUGCAAUCGCCAUGACCACUCUACCAUGUAGUCUCACCCCGGGAAUUCGCUUCUUAUCCCGCUGGUCCUUCAUCUUCUCUGCACCUUCCAUCGUUUCUUAUGCUGUCUACAAAACUGACCUCUUUAUUAACUUCGAUGUGCACCCGCCGUCCUGGGCUUUCGUCGCGUUCGCCCUCUUAUGUCUUCCUGCCCUUCUCCUUGUUCACAUCGUCUUGAGAGAGGCUCGACAAAGGUUCGAAGCUUAUAAAAUGGGCGCUCGACUCGUCCCUCGAGUUGUCGGAAACUGGCCUGGUAAUUUGGACAUCGUAAUCGCGAUGUAUAAAAAUUUCAAAUAUGGGUAUCCUGGUGACGGCCUUGCGGAGUUGUGCGAAACCAAAGGACCCGUUUAUAAUAUGAACGUUCUGUGGAAAGACUUGAUACUUACCACUUGUCCGGAACAUAUCCAGACAAUUCUGGCCACCGACUUUAAUAACUACGUUAAAGGUGAACGAUUCCAGAGAAACAUGAGAGACAUGCUUGGAGUUGGAGUAUUCAAUGCAGAUGGGGAAAUGUGGAAAUUCCAUCGUCAAAUGACCAGGCCGUUUUUCACCCGGGAUAGGAUCAGUCACUUCGAACUAUUCGAUAAACACGCCGAGAGGGUCGUCGCUCUGAUGAAGGACCGAUUUCGUGAAGAGGUGCCUUUAGAUUUCCAAGACCUAAUGGGCAAGUUCACUCUUGAUUCCGCGACUGAAUUCCUAUUUGGUUCCUGCGUCGAUAAUCUGGCUUCGCCACUCCCUUACCCUCACCAUGACACUUCCCAUUUCCAAUCCACUCGUGCGGACGAGUUCGCGAAAGCGUUCUUGGCGGCCCAAGAAGGUAUCGCGACUCGCGAACGUGUCGGUCCUGUGUGGCCUUUGCUCGAGAUUUUUAAGGACAGAGUCAAAGGGCCUAUGAAAAUCGUGUCAGGCUUUAUUGAUCCUAUUAUCGCUGAAGCGAUUGCGAAGAAGAAGGCUGGAUUGAGAGAUUCAAAGGAAAAUACUGAUGACGUUGGUGAGGACGAAACGCUGUUGGAUCAUUUGGUCGAUAUUACGGAUGAUCCUGUAAUACUCAAAGAUGCAACUUUGAAUAUACUGAUAGCUGGACGUGACACAACAGCCGCCACACUUACAUUCAUUGUAUACUUCCUGGCGACGCACCCGCACGUCGCUGCCCGUCUCCGAGAAGAGGUACUCCAAGCAGCUGGGACGGCUAAUGAUAGAAGGAACAUUAGUUGGGAGAUGGUCAAGGAGAUGAAGUACCUGCGAGCUGUCAUCAACGAAACACUGAGACUAUACCCGGUCGUCCCAUUCAACAUUCGAGAAAGCAUCAACGCGACGACCUGGCCAUCACCUGAACCAGGCAAACUACCGUUCUAUAUACCUGCUGGCUCAAAGGUCCCGUACUCCGUUUUCUUGAUGCACCGCAGGAAAGAUUUGUGGGGACCUGAUGGUAUGUUCUCUCAUUUUUGUCCUCAGUACGGAAACAUUCCAGGAUCAAUGACAUUACGCUUAGCCGAUGUAUACGACCCCGACCGCUUCUUAGACCAGCGUUUGAAGAAAUAUCUGACGCCCAAACCGUUCAUCUUUUUGCCGUUCAACGCGGGACCCAGGAUAUGUCUGGGACAGCAGUUUGCAUACAACGAAAUGUCGUUGAUGCUGAUCCGCCUCCUCCAACACUUCCAAAGUUUUACGUUCCUUCCUGAUUGCGUAACACCGGAAUUCCAAACACCUGCUGAAUGGGGAGGGUUACCAGGACGGAAGGGAAUCGAUAAGUUCUUCCCAAAGAUGACGCUUACUAUGUUUACUGGGGGUGGAUUGUGGAUUAAAGCACAAGAAUCUGACGGGGAAACAUGAUACAUAUGUGGAGCAAAGGCCACCAAGCACCAGCUUCAUCUAGGUUGAAAUGUGUCUGUUCGCAUUGUGUGACGUCCUCGGUACGCCUCGGUACGAACUGCACUCUUCCGAUUGCUGUAAGUAUUAUUAUUCAUCUAUUUUUUGCUCCGAGUAUCGUAUCUUUUACUUUCUAUACCCAUGUAGUUGUCAUGUAGUAAACGUCAAUAGACAUUGAAAUAUGUAACAGAAUUUACGGCUA
Molecule: messenger RNA, 2156 nt
Organism: Marasmius oreades (fairy-ring Marasmius)
Lineage: Eukaryota; Fungi; Basidiomycota; Agaricomycetes; Agaricales; Marasmiaceae
Exons: 10
Coding region: 59-1918 (619 amino acids)
Molecular function (GO): oxidoreductase activity, acting on paired donors, with incorporation or reduction of molecular oxygen; heme binding; iron ion binding
Source: RefSeq, a predicted model, not a curated record